AUGGCGGCCUMUUUGUCCAUUAUUUUCGUUGUCCUUUURUUUCUUUUCUCGUGCAAACCGUCUCUAUCUUURUAUGAAGAUCAAGUUGGUCAAAUGGACUGGAAAAAGUCCUUUCUUGGUAAAGUGAAGUUCUCUCAUUUUGAUGUUUCUUCACACAGUAGUAAGCGACUUUUCGUUGCUACCGAGUCCAACGUCUUGGCUGCAGUUAACUCACGAACUGGGCAGAUUAUGUGGCGAGUUGUACUUGAAGAAGCUUCAGGRAAGAUAGAUGCCCUUUUACAUCAAGGUAGCUUUCUUAUUACYAUCUCUGGAUCUGGUAAAUUUGUUCGAUCGUGGGAUACAGCAUCUGGAAGUUUGUUAUGGGAAGCCAUGAUGUACCCUGGUCCUGCUAACCCAAAAGACGUUCUAGUUAGUGGCUGGAAUGGAAUCACUGCUGCUUUACUAGAACAUAAAGGAGAAAAGACUGUAGUUGUUCUUUCUCAAAACUUGGUGAAAUCAUACUCUCUCCAAGAUGGCACUGAAUUWUGGGGUUAUGAGCCCUCUGAUAAGACAAUUCAUUUGCAUACUAUUACACAUUCGCAAGGCAUAGUCCAAGCCAUAGGAACAAAGAAUGAUUUAGARGUAGUUAUUCACAGUAUAACAGCUGACAAAGGCGCACUUCAGUCAUCUGUAGAAAUUCCUGUCCAGUGGAUUGGUCUAGAAUCACCAAGCUGUCUCAUCGCUAAACGAAGUCUUGUCUGUGUUGAUUCCUCUACACUUGUUUUCCAUAUUAUAAGCCUGGAAAAUGAAUCCAAGGAGUCCAUAGAUAUCCCAUUAUCAWCAUUUACUAGUGAAAGUAUCUCAGGUUCAAAGCUUCAGCUACAGGCUCUUGGAUCUCAUACAAACUCCUGGAAUUCACGAAGUGAGUUUGUACUCCACUUUUCUGACACUCAACUCCUUCUCUUUAGCAUGGAUACUGACACUUCUCUUAAAGUCCUUAAAGAAUACAACACCAAAACUAUUUUGUUCAGUUCAGUUCUAAACAAUAGAGCAAUCCUAGUCUCUAUGACGAUGGACAAUAUGAUGAUCCAGUUGCGCUGUACUGACCUGGACACCAMCAGUGAACUUUCUGACAUGGCCCAAAAGGUGCGGCUUGAUAGCAAUCACCAUGGUUACCCAACUGAUGGCACUGUUUAUUUGUUUUCCAAGAAGGAUCAAAAUCUGGGUUACCGUGUGUUCCUGCUGACCAGUGAUCAUGCCAUGUCUCUAAUUCAACAAACAGGGAGAGUAAUGUGGUCACGAGAAGAAGCCUUAGCUGGCAUUUCUGCUGUUGAUGUUGUAGAGUUGCCAUUUUCUCCAGCGCAAGCCAACUUUGAUACAUUACAAGAAGAAUUUGGGUCAAACCCUCAAGAUGAUGUAUUAUCAAUGUUUAUAAGAAGGAUUCGUGCCCAAGCCAAGCAAUUCCAAGCACUUGUCAAGCAAUUUCAGGCAUUUGUGAAUGCACAACAAGGACAYACCCCUGCACCAGACGUAACAACAACAGAAGAAGAGCAGUUAACGAGAGACCAGUUUAAUCUGCGUAAACUGAUACUCACUGUUACUGAUGCGGGUAAAAUGUUUGGAUUGGAUUCUUUAGAUGGCAGUAUCCUAUGGAAGUCCUUCCUCCCAGACUUGGCCCCAUUCACUACAAACAACAAGAACUUCUACCUUCUCUACACACAGCGAACAGUCGCUCACUUUCCUCUCCCAGCUCAGUGUGUUGUUCUUGGUAAAUCAAGAAAAACGGGUGGUACAAUUUUGUAUGUAUUUAACCCUGUGAAUGGCAAACCAUUGGAUAAGAAAGCACCACAAGGAACUCUUUUACCUUUCAAAGUYACACAGUCAAUGCUUCUCCCUCAAAUAGACAGCAAGCAUGCCAAACUUCUGCUGCUGCUGGACUCAGACAAGAAAAUCCAUGUUUUCCCCGACACAAAGGAAGCCAAUGGAAUAAUCUCAAAACAAGUCAAUUCGCUGUUCUUUUAUUUGGUUGAUAAAGACMAAGGUUCUCUYACUGGUUACGUGACACAAGCUUCACAGGACAACAAAUUGCUGCAUGCUAAAGAAAUGUGGAACAUCCACAUCCCUCCAACACAGCAGCAAAUUACAACACUUGGAAUCAAAAGCCCAGCUGAACAUGUYCAUUCACAAGGRAAAGUACUGGGUGACAGACGUGUCCUGUACAGAUACCUUAACCCUAAUCUCAUAUCAUUGGGAACAGAGUCCAUAUCUGAUGGAAAACCUAGCAUAUCCAUCUAUCUGAUUGAUGUUGUCACAGGUCUCAUUGUGUACACCAAUAGACAUAAGAAUGCAAAGGGUCCAAUCAGAAUGGUUCAUUCAGAAAACUGGAUGGUCUACUCUCUGUAUAAUACUAAAUCUCGUCGUCAUGAGUUAGUAGUUCUUGAGAUGUAUGAAGGAUAUAAGGAAAGAAACAGCACUGCUUUCACAUCACUGRAUCCACCCCCACAGCCUCUAAUCCUCCAACAGUCUUACAUCUUUCCAACUGCAAUCAGAACCAUGACAGUAACCAUCACAGAACGUGGAAUCACUCACAGGAACCUUUUGAUGGGAUUACAGAGUGGUUACAUAGUGAGUCUUUCCAAGAACUUUCUAGAUCCAAGAAGGACUUUUAAUCCAACUCAGGAAGACMGAGARGAAGGACUUUACCCUUACACACCAGAACUUGCUUUGAAUCCUUUGGCUUUUAUCAAUUAUAACCAAACAGUUACCCAUAUUCAUGAAAUCCACACAGCYGCUUCAGGACUUGAGUCAACCUGCCUGGUAUUCACCUAUGGCCUUGAUUUGUUUUGGAUUCGUGUUACACCUUCACGUAUGUUUGAUGUAUUGAAGGAAGACUUUGAUUACUGGUUGAUUGCUGGAACUCUUCUUAUUCUUGUGUUGGUUACMAUAGUAUCCAAUCGACUAGCUUCUAUGAAAAUGCUGCGCCUUGCCUGGCAAUAAAGCAACUUUAAUACAGACACUUUCAUGGACUUUCCAUGGACAUUAUUUGAAUCGACUAACUGACUUGCUUUGUGGAAAAAAUAUUGAUGGUAUUAAGCAGUGUGGCCCAAUGUUUUCUGGAUCAUUGUAAGGCAGUGUAUGUAUGUUUCAAGCAUCUUGUGGCUCUAAAAAGACUCUUUUUGCCUCAUGAUGCAUACAAACAAAAGGACAUUUUCAAACURCCUAUAAAGCGAGUACUAAGUAACAAGAUUAUGGUAAAACUUUCCAAGACAUUUUGUUGCUUAUCUAUUACUUAGCAACAGAUURUUAGUAUGUAUUCUUGUACUUUGCCUUUGCAAAUGUUAUAUUGUAUUUCAAGGAUAUUUAUAUUUAUUAGACAUCAAUGAUUUCAAUACASUUGUGGAGAAAAAGAUUUCUUGGAGAUGUAGUAACAAACAUAGUGAACUUGAUUGCGUCACACUGUCAAUGAUGUACACAAAAUGAUUCAAUAUGGUGAAUAGGAACAUAUUUAAAUAGUGCAAAACUAUAAUUAUGAAUGUAAAAUAUUAUUACAGUGAUUGUCUUUCAUCUUUUUAAGGAUAGUAAAGGUAUAGGUGUUAGAAAGUAGCUCUACCAACAAGUGCUUAAACGAGAUUGUCAUUCCUUUCCAUUGACUAUGAAAAUCACUACCAUUUUAAUYACAGUAGUUCUUACAACUCAUCAAAAGUUAGUUGCAAUAUAAUUCUUGAUAAGCUGAACUGGCUCAAAAACAUSUAUGUACAACAAAAUUCUACAUUAAUAUUUACUAAUAAAAUUUGCUAGAUUUUGUUCCUUUAAAUGUUUACAAUUUAAAUAAAAAUAAACGAAAUUUA
Molecule: messenger RNA, 3827 nt
Organism: Exaiptasia diaphana
Lineage: Eukaryota; Metazoa; Cnidaria; Anthozoa; Actiniaria; Aiptasiidae
Product: ER membrane protein complex subunit 1
Exons: 8
Coding region: 1-2976 (991 amino acids)
Biological process (GO): protein folding in endoplasmic reticulum
Cellular component (GO): EMC complex
Molecular function (GO): protein binding
Source: RefSeq, a predicted model, not a curated record